This is a messenger RNA of Cucumis melo (muskmelon), 797 nucleotides long. RefSeq lists its product as uncharacterized. Gene Ontology annotation, cellular component: plasma membrane. The transcript is spliced from 2 exons. The record is from RefSeq and is a predicted model, not a curated record. The coding region runs from base 35 to 670 and encodes 211 amino acids. NCBI's taxonomy places the organism in Eukaryota, Viridiplantae, Streptophyta, Magnoliopsida, Cucurbitales, Cucurbitaceae.
AAAAAAGAAAUAUAUAAAUAUCUUUUUGAAGAACAUGAGGAGUACAACUACACAAGAAGAAGAAGCAUCAUCCUCCAUUGUUGAGGCACCAAAACGAAGCUUCUACAGACAACGUCAUGAGACAACAAAACGCACAAGAAUCAUAAGAAUCAUAGGAAGAAGCUUGUUAUGUGUAAUCAUCUUUUUGAGUGUUGCAAUUAUCACAUGUUGGCUUGUUGUUUUCCCCAGAACCCCACGUCUCAUGGUGGAAACUAGCAAAGUGACAGCCCAUGGUUCAACUAAUAGAAAGCUCAAUGCAACCAUUGUUUUCUAUAUCAAAAGCUACAACCCUAAUAAAAAAGCCUCCAUUUACAUGGAUUCUAUGAAGAUGAUAGUCAAGGAUUAUAUGGGCCUACCAUUUCACUCCGCCAUCCCCACCUUCACGUUGAUGCCUCGAAACGAGACGGUCUUCAACUCAACCGUUCGUGUAAACUUGAUAUACCCAUUUGGGCGCCCGGUGCAUUCGGACUGGAUACAUCUAGAGCUUCGCUUCUCUGCUAAAGUUAGUUACAUUGUGAACAGAUGGAAGUCGAAACCUCGAUUGCUGGAGAUCUAUUGUGAUCACCUUUGGCUGAAGAUUAAUGAUUCUACACCUAAUUUUGAUAGAACCAAAUGCAAAGUGGAUAUUUAAGGAGAUUUGUUCUAGGUGUGUUAUUGAUCUUGUUUAAGAAGAUGUGUUAUUCAUGCUGAAUAAUUCCAAAAGAUUUGUAAUUGAAAUAUUCAUUUCCUUUAGGUUUAAUUGCACCUUUGUUUAUCAA